UCUUCCGCCAAGUUCUCAACUCAUAUAACCGUUUUUAACAAAUUUCCGUUUGAUCGAUUUUAUUCUUACUAUUAUUAUUAUUAUUAUCAUACACUCAUCAUCCUUUAUACAUCCAUCCUUCCUUAUAUAUACGAAUAUAUAUCAAAUCUAAUAUCUAUCAAUCUAUAUCUAUCUAUCCAUAAAUCUACGAGUAUUUGUGUAGGAGAUUAUUGGAAUGGAAAGUAGAAAGGCGAACUGUGUUUCAUUAUCAAUCGGAAAAAGUAAAUUAAUGAAACGCCGCCGAUCGCCACGGCGACCGGUGGUCGGAUCUCUUCCCGAAGAUUUGCUGAUUGAUGUACUUGGUCGCGUGGCAUCAUCUUCAUUCACAGAUUUAUUUAAUGCUAAAUUAUGUUGUAGAGAUUUUCUUGGAGCAGCAGAAGACGAGUCCAUCUUUCAACAUGUUUCAAUUGAUAAGUUUCCUGUUAUUCAUUGGUUUCCUCCAAGCAAUGAACUUCUUUUGUUCCUAAAUCGAUGCAUUGAUAAAGGGAAUCCUGAGGCGAUGUUCAGGCAAGGAAUGAUUGAGUUCUUCAGUCUUGCAAGGAUAGAAACAGGACUUGAGUACUUGAAAAAGGCCAGCGAGAAAGGACAUGUUGAGGCAACAUACGUUUACGGUAUGAUUCUACUCUCUAGAGGUGGCCAAUCGAGUCAACAAGGCUUGAAUAUUUUAAAUUCAAUGAAAAUAUCAAGAUCCAAAUAUUUGAAAAUACGCGAGUGUAGAGCUAAAAUCAAAGCAGUUAUUAGAGAAAUGUGGAUUAAUAAUUCGAUCUCACUAAAUGAGGUCGGAUGCAACUGUGAAGAAAGAAACAAAAUCUAUAUCAAAAAAAGAAAAUUCGACGAGGAGGAAGAUAUAGAUGUAUUAAGUUGUGACGCUUGUGGGUGGUAUCGAGAGGUCAUCUCAUUCUGCAAAAUAGUAGACGGUGUCGUGUAGCUUGUAGGGGCGUAUCAAUUAUCAAGCUUCAUAUUGUUUUCUCCACUGGCUAAAAUUAUGAUUGUUUCAUUGGUAAGUUAUAUGAUUUGUGCAGGUAUUGUGUGAUUUUUUUAGAGUAAGUUAUAUGAUAUGUAUAGGAAAAAUAUUGUGCAAAUAGAUGGUAAACCAUCAUGUGUAAAUUUCAUUUAAUAUGCUACAAUUUCAAUCUUGCCUUCUAAAGAAAUUGAAAAACUUGACGAAUACGGGUAUGUUUGACAAAA
Erigeron canadensis is the source of this 1227-nucleotide messenger RNA. Its product is annotated as putative F-box protein At1g67623. The coding region runs from base 215 to 967 and encodes 250 amino acids. The transcript is spliced from 3 exons. Lineage: Eukaryota; Viridiplantae; Streptophyta; Magnoliopsida; Asterales; Asteraceae. Gene Ontology annotation, molecular function: protein binding. The record is from RefSeq and is a predicted model, not a curated record.